Molecule: messenger RNA, 1607 nt
Organism: Mercurialis annua (annual mercury)
Lineage: Eukaryota; Viridiplantae; Streptophyta; Magnoliopsida; Malpighiales; Euphorbiaceae
Exons: 1
Coding region: 474-1262 (262 amino acids)
Source: RefSeq, a predicted model, not a curated record
UCCAAAACCAGCUCCGCCAUAUUUUGCUAUUUUAUUUUCGAAAAGAAACUGAAAAAACUCAACAAACUCUCUCUGUCUAUGUCUAUCUAUCUGAUUUCAAAACCUAACAAAUUUCUAAACCAACUUUCAUUUCAUUUUUUCAGAAUCAACCCAUAAUUCUCCAACCAAAUCCAAUUCAUUUCCCUUCAAUUUCCUCUCGUUUUCUCCACCGCCACCACCAUCAUCUGAUUCUUCCCAAGGUCAGAUUAUCGUUUUCUUAAUCUAUUUUUCAGUUUUCUUUGUGUUUAAAUCAACCCAGUUCUUGAUUUUGCAUAAAAAUCUAUCUUUUUAAUCAAUUUCAAUUAUUUCUAGAUAGCUAGGUCAAGAUUAUUUAAUUAUCUUGAUCUAUCAAGAACACCCAUUUCUUGAAAAUUGGUUAAAAUUUCUGGGUAAGGUCGUAUUCGUAUAGUUUUUUUAUUUUGUGAAUUGGGUUGAUGGCAGAAUUUGAAAAAAGCAUGGAUUUUAAUGGAAAAUCAAAACCUAGCUCUAUGGCCUCCUCUUUUUUGAACCGUUCUCUCACAAUUCAUUCAACAAAAUCAUCCCCUAAAGAUUAUGUUCAAUCCCCUUCAAGAUUCUUUAAUUCCUUGGAGUCUAUGAAAGGCAAGGUUAAAAAGCUUUGUCAUAUCUUUGAACCGUUAAAAGCCCCGAAAUCGAUCCUUAAUGAGUCAUUGAUAGCUCAGGCUAACAAGCUUAAGUCUGUGAAAUCAAUGGGGCCUGAAUAUAAUAGGUUUAACUAUGGAUUCAGCAAUUGCGGAAUUCGGUUACCGGGAACUGAGGAUAAAAUCGUCGUUUAUUUAACGAGCUUGCGUGGUGUUCGUAGGACUUAUGAGGAUUGUUAUGCGGUUAGAAUGAUAUUUAGAGGUUUUAGGGUGUGGAUUGAUGAAAGAGAUAUAUCUAUGGAUUCUGCUUAUAAGAAGGAAUUGCAAAAUGUGUUGGGAGAGAAGAAUGUGAGUUUGCCACAGGUUUUUAUAAGGGGGAAUUAUGUUGGUGGUGCUGAGGUGAUUAAGCUAACGUUUGAGACCGGGGAGUUGGCUAAAGUUCUUGACGGGUUUCCUAGAAGAGAGCCUGGUUUUGUUUGUGAAAUGUGUGGGGAUGUGAGGUUUGCUCCAUGUGGAAAUUGUAGUGGAAGUAGGAAGGUGUUUGAUGAGGAUGAAGGGGUGCCUAAGCGAUGCUUGGAAUGCAACGAGAAUGGUUUGAUUCGGUGCACAAAUUGCUGUUCGUGACUUCCCGAUAUGGUGCGUGUCUUUUUAGUUGAUUUCUUGUUGUAUGUAUGAAUGUGGAUAUUGUAUUGAGAGUUGAAUUCAAAUACUUUUUGGAUUUAAGGGCAUGGCACAUAGGCAUGUGGUUUUUUUCUUUCUCAUUUUCCUGUCUCGUUAUCAUAGGUCAGGGGAUCGAUGAUCUUUGUUCUUUAAAGAGUGUCAUGAGAAAUUACAGUCUGUGGUCUCAAAGCACCAAUACGGGGUUUGGUGUUUUGCUAGUAUAUUAUACAAAGGAGAGUGUAUCUCCUUUAUGGCAAUGUAAAUAUUUAGUACUAAUGUAAUGAAAAACAAAAGUUUCGAAUGUGCAAA